Messenger RNA from Somion occarium, 2943 nucleotides. NCBI's taxonomy places the organism in Eukaryota, Fungi, Basidiomycota, Agaricomycetes, Polyporales, Cerrenaceae. The record is from the annotation of a GenBank genome assembly.
UGUCGUGCCAUUUGGACCAGGAUGACCAUUGGCAUGCGCAUUUGAAUGAUUAUCGUCCUGUUGCGUUGUGGAGGAUACAAUGUCCGCCAUUCAGACCACGAAAUAGGGAGUAAGAGAUGCUUGUAGAGUGAGGAAGAGGCAUGUUAAACUGUAACAGACAAUAAGAAAGAACUAUUGUUUGCCUGUGUUGGCAGUCGUCCCGAUCACAUUGGCGUCUCUUCAUUGUACACCAAUCUGAGUCCUGGCUUCACCGUGUUGUCGACAUUUGGCUGAUGCUCCUCAGAGCUCGUCCACAAUGCAGUCUCAAGCAAGUUGUCAGAGGAUUUGCCACCGCCGCAAAGUCUCAUGACACCGGUGCAUCCUCUCUGAGGAAUAUGGCACUGGUGGCACACAUUGAUUCUGGGAAGACGACUUUGACGGAAUCCAUUCUCCUGAAAUCGACCUACUUGUCGUCUGCAGGCUCAGUCGAUACUGGGAGCACCACCACAGAUUUUCUCCCUGCAGAGCGUGAACGGGGUAUUACCAUUCAAUCGGCUAGCAUUCCUGUAAAGUGGAAAUCAUGGACCUUCAACUUGAUCGAUACUCCAGGGCAUGCAGACUUUGGCAUGGAAGUUGAGAGUGCCAGUCGAGUGAUCGAUGGUGCAGUCGUCUUGAUUGACUCUGUCGAGGGUGUCGAAGCUCAAACUAAGGGCGUGUGGCGCCAGCUGGAUAGGUGAGCAACAGAUAUGGUGUGCGAUCCCGAAUCAUGUUUUUGAACAAGCUUGAUCGACCUGGAGCGUCAUUUCGCUCCUCCCUGCUCUCCUUGCUCUCCCAUCGUCUGCAUCCAAAGCCCAUGGCUUUGAGUCUUCCAAUUGCUUCCUUUGACCCACAUGAUUAUGCGCGCGGAGAGCCAGGCAUACAAGGCCUUGUGGACUUAGUUAACUGGGAAAUCUGGAAAUGGGACGAGACUGGUGCUUUCACUCGACAUCAACUACCAACGAACUACGAGAAACUCGCAGACACCAAACUAUUCCCUCCUUCACAUCCUAUACUGCCUUGCCUGGUUCCGGCUCGAACAAAUCUUCUGGAGAAUCUUUCCAUGUUUUCCGAAGAACUGAUGGAGACAUUGCUGAAUUUACCAUCAAGCCCUUCUGCCUACCUCACUGUACCUGCCUCAGAGAUUAUGCCCCAUCUGCGAAAGGCUACAUUGCAAAAUGAUAUUCUGCCCAUCUUAUGCGGAUCCGCCUUCAAACACAUCGGAACCGAGCUACUGAUGGACUAUAUCGGUGCUUUACUUCCUAGUCCAGUGGACGUUGUCGAUGCCGUACCUGCGCCCAAUGCUCCACUACGGAUGUUGGCAUGGAAGGUCAGUUGGGAUAAACGCAAAGGAUGGAUGACCUUUGUUCGCAUCUAUUCAGGUACGCUCAAACGUCAGAGUGUUGUAUAUAAUGCCACCCGAAACCAGAAGGAACGCGUAUCCAAACUACUCUUGCUAUAUGCGUCAGAGGCUGAAGAAGUCGAAAGCCUAUCUUUCGGUUCUGUAGGUGUUAUCCUCGGUCUCAGGUUUACUCGAACCGGCGAUACCCUGGUAUCCAACCAGCAACAGGCCGAAUCUUCUCUUCGAGACAUCGUUCCACCGCCCGCCGUCAUGUCGACUUCCGUUCUACCGCAGUCGCAUGCUGAUUUGCAACCAGUUCAAGAAGCACUCGAAUCCUUGGCGAGGACUGAUCCUUCCGUUCGUAUUGAAGUACAAGAAGGGCAACUUCUAGUACAUGGCCUUGGAUCUCUGCAUCUGGAGAUCGUAGAGAGCCGUCUGAGAGACGAGUGGGGAGCCCGUUUCGAAUUUGGUAAACGUCGAGUCAGUUACCGAGAAGGUCUGGGCUUGCAAGAUAUCACGCCCAAGCCUCAAACCUGGGACGCUCAGCUUGCGGGAAAGCCUGUUGAAAUCGCGAUUGACUUAUCGAUUCGCCCGUUGACGCAAGAUGAAGAAGGCGACUCGUUAUGGGACGGCAACAUGGUCGUUGAUAAAGAUGACAAGCCUCUUCCACUUCCGGAUACGUAUUACAGCCAGCAACAGAGCCCUUUGGCAAACAUCGGUCGUGGCAUAUUUAAUGCACUAUCGAACUCACCACAUACAUUCUUACCGCUCUCGCGUGUUCAUGUCAAAGUCAACGGUUACAAGUAUCCACCCGAGGUCCCACCGUCCGCCCUAGCCGGUGCAAGUGCUGUCAUUCUACGUGAUCAGACCAAACUCGCCGGAAUGGGACCCGUUAUGGAACCGUAUAUUCGGUUGAAGAUCACCGUUGGGGACGACGCUUUGGGUAAAGUAGUCAAGGAUCUGACGGAACAUGGAGGCGAAGUCCUUGAUCUCGCUGCUGGGACUUCUGGUCAGGAAGGUGAAGAAGAAGCCAUACCUUAUGCUGAAGAUGGCAUAUACGUUCCACCGAAGGCCCUAUCACCCUCUGCUUUGGCUACUGAAGGCAACACAUCUUCCAACUACAAGCGCUCUGUCCAUGCCAUUGCACCUCUUAGCCGGAUGUUGGAUUAUUCCAACAGAUUACGGGCCAUCUCAGGUGGCCAUGGUGUCUUCGAGAUGUCUAAUGCUGGCUUUAGACAAGUGUCGGAGACGAGGAAGACAGAGAUUCUGAGGGAAAUCGGUCGGGCCUAAGUACAUCAUCGUUCUUUCGUUCUGAAUAUUGUGCAUACAAUCUUAAGUCGACUGCAUUCAUUAUGUACGUGUAUGUGUAUCCAGCAAUAAUCCAGCAAUAGGAUGUAUUUAUAACUCCUUGGCUUCGUCUGCAUCUCCGAAAAAGACAGCUCCUUCUAUCUCAUCAUCGUCCUCCGCCGCAACAGCAGGAUUGUCUCCUACAGAUUGUAUGACCUGGCUGAGCGCAUACAUGCCACCACCCAGCUCCUCGUCUUCCUCACCUUCCGCUUCAUCGUAAAAUAAUGGCACUGGUGGAC